UCAUUCAUUUAAACAAACGAAAAAAAAAUUUUUUUACUCGAAAAUGCCGCAAAAAUUUCAACCAAAAAUCCGUACGGAUAAAAGAUUACGAUUAGAAAUUGAUGAAUUAUUGGCGGAUGUUAAUGAUUUUAUGUGGCUGUGGCAUGGAUGGCCAAUUUGGAUUUAUCGUAAAUUGAAGUAUGCACCGAAUACAAUAUCUGCGAAUGACCGGCAACAAAUUAAACGAUUAUUAACCGAUCAGAUACCCGAUCCUGAACAAUUAUCAUUUGUUCGUCGUAUGAUUGAAACACAGCUGCCUGAAAGUGAUGAACGCAAAAAUCGUAUCGAAAAAUUGGAUCGUGCCAUUUCCAACACUGAACAUGGUCGAUCAUUUCUAAUUGAAUUGCUACAGAAGAUUGAUGAUUUAUUGGGACCACAAAAACCACAAUCAAUGGAACUAGCUCAUUUCAAUGAUCUAGAAUUGCAAUCACAAUCGAUGGACAAUGGAUCAUCAUCAAAUAAAUAUGUUGCAACAAGUUGGAAAUCAUUGACAGAAAUUUUCACUAAAAAACCACGAUCAUUUCGCAGUCGACAAUUUAUUGAAUUAUUGAUGAUGAAAAAUAUUGCAAAAGUUCAAGAUGUUUCUGCUGCUGCUACUGCUGCUUAUGCGGCAGAAACGACCACGACGACAACGAUAAAGAAAUCAAAUUAUGUUGAGAAAAAAAAUUGAAAUUUUUUUAUUUAUUUUUUUUAGCCAGCAGAUGGCAAGCCUAUAGCAUUGAUUGAUAAUAAAAUGAAUUGAAACAUUUUGACAACUCAA
Messenger RNA from Dermatophagoides farinae (American house dust mite), 799 nucleotides. RefSeq lists its product as uncharacterized. The record is from RefSeq and is a predicted model, not a curated record. Lineage: Eukaryota; Metazoa; Arthropoda; Arachnida; Sarcoptiformes; Pyroglyphidae.